AUGGAAAGCUGUGAUCCUAAUCCAAAACUCGAGCUCCUCCAGGCGUAUGGCCUUAGCCUCGGAAAUGUCACCCAGUUGAACAGAUUUGCUAUGGCUGAGUCUAAGCAGACUAAGGCUGAAUAUUCUGGUGUCAAAAUUGGAGCUGCUUUAAUGACAGAAGAUAGUACGAUCUACACAGGACAGUACAUUGAAGACCUGAUUUAUGACAACUCUAUCACAGCUGAAGACUUUGCUAUCUAUAAAGCUGUGGCUGAGGGAAAGACUAAAUUUAAAGCUAUGUCUAUUUACUUUGAGAACAAGGACGGCAAUGCAGAGUAUACUAUCCCUAAUGGGAAAUGGAGGCAAAAAAUUCAGGAAUAUGGCCACUUCGUCUUGAUCUGUUGCAGAUCUGAAGAGGAUUACAUUGUCAAAUCUUCUUCUUCUUUACUUCCAUAUUCUUAUAUUAAGUUUGAUGCUGAGAAGAAAUUAUUCUUCCCUAAUUCUGAGGAAAUCUCUGAAGUUCUAGAUGCUGCAGCAUAUUGGCUGAAAAUCGAUCAUAAUGAGACAACAAGAAGGGAAGUAGAGACUAUGAUGCACAAUGAAGAUAUUACAGCUCUUAAGAAAGCUUUCUGCAGCCGUAUUGCAUUUGGAACAGCUGGUCUCAGAGGAGCUAUGAGUGCUGGAUACGCCAACAUGAACUAUGUCACAGUCCAACAGACAACACAAGGCCUUUCUAAAUACUUACUUGAAGUCUUUGAUGAGGAAACCUGUGGGAAAAGAGGAGUAGUAAUCGGAUACGAUGGUAGACAUAAUUCAUUCGGAUUUGCUCAUAUUACAGCAGCCGUUUUCAAGCACUUUGGAAUUAGAACCUACCUCUUUGAUAGAAUGGUGUGCACUCCAAUGGUCCCUUAUUUUGUCUCCAGAUUCAAAUGCGUUGCUGGUGUGAUGAUCACAGCCUCUCACAACCCUAAGGAGGACAAUGGCUACAAGCUCUAUUGGGAGAAUAGUGCUCAGAUUAUUCCUCCUCAUGAUAAGAACAUUCAAGAAAGCAUUGAGAAGAAUCUUGAGUUGGUUGACGUAUCUGAAUAUUUCAACUAUUUUGAAAGAAAGAUUACUUACACUGCUGAUAAUUUCUCAGGUCAGACGAUUAAUAGAUACAUCACUGAUAUUGGUAAAGAAUAUUUCAUUAACAAAAGGGAGCUGAACAAGUCAUGCCCUCCCAUUACCUACACUGCUAUGCAUGGAGUGGGUUACAAAUUCAUCGUUAAGACAAUGGCAAGUUUAGGAUUCCAAACUUUGAACUCAGUUAAGGAGCAAAUAGAACCUGAUCCUGAGUUUAGCACUGUGGCAUUCCCUAAUCCUGAGGAAGGAAAAGGAGCCUUGCAGCUCUCCAUGGAUCAGGCUGAUAAAGAAGACUCUAGGUUCAUCCUAGCUAACGAUCCUGAUGCUGACAGACUUGCUAUCGCUGAGAAGCAAGAAGAUGGGGAGUGGAAAAUCUUUAAAGGUGACGAAAUUGGAGCCAUCUUGGCUAACUUUUUAUUCCAAACCCAUAAAAGAAAGGGGGAAGAUGUAUCGAAGUUUGCAAUGGUAGCCUCAACAGUUAGCUCAAAACUCCUUCAAAAGAUGGCAGAAAUAGAAGGCUUCAGAUUUGAAGAAACCCUCACAGGAUUCAAGUGGAUUGCAAAUAAAGCAAUGGAGCUUGACGAUCAAGGAUAUCAUACUAUCUUCUCUUACGAAGAGGCUAUCGGAUUCUGCUGUGGAAACUUAGUAAGAGAUAAGGACGGAGUCUGAGCAGCUGGAGUUAUCUCCCAAUUAUACGCCCAACUCUGUGCAAAUGAAGAUAAAUGUGGUGUCAUGAAUGAGUAUUUACAAAAUAUUUAUAAGAAAUAUGGAUACUUCAAGACUCAAAACCACUACUUUAGAUGUUACGAUCCAGCUAAAAGUAAACAGAUUUUCGAUGAAAUGAGAGAAGGAGGAUAUCCAGAGGAGUUAGGCCCAUAUAAAAUCAAGACUAUUAGAGAUCUUACAGCAGGAUACGAUAAUUCAAAGCCUGAGAAUAAGCCAGAUUUACCUAUUUCUAAGUCUUCACAGAUGAUCACAUUCACUUUUGAAAAUGGGGCUGUGAUCACCCUCAGAAAUAGUGGUACAGAGCCAAAGCUUAAAUACUAUUGCGAAUAUUCCGAUGAGACUCCUGAGAAAGCUAGCGAAAUUCUUGAUGAUUUGGUUACAAACCACAUGAUUCCUACACUCCUUCAACCAGAAAAGUUUGAUCUUGUAUAG
Moneuplotes crassus is the source of this 2259-nucleotide messenger RNA. The record is from the annotation of a GenBank genome assembly. Lineage: Eukaryota; Ciliophora; Spirotrichea; Euplotida; Euplotidae.